Dromiciops gliroides (monito del monte) is the source of this 5739-nucleotide messenger RNA. RefSeq names its product PR/SET domain 15 (gene PRDM15). Gene Ontology annotation, biological process: regulation of transcription by RNA polymerase II; cell fate commitment. The record is from RefSeq and is a predicted model, not a curated record. The coding region runs from base 88 to 3396 and encodes 1102 amino acids. The transcript has 23 exons. NCBI's taxonomy places the organism in Eukaryota, Metazoa, Chordata, Mammalia, Microbiotheria, Microbiotheriidae. Gene Ontology annotation, cellular component: cytoplasm; nucleus. Gene Ontology annotation, molecular function: RNA polymerase II cis-regulatory region sequence-specific DNA binding; histone deacetylase binding; DNA-binding transcription factor activity.
GGUUUCCGGUGCUGCGUAGUUUCCGGAGCGGAUCGCAACCUGGAGUCCGGAUCCGAUCCCGGUCUGCACAUUCCAAAGGUUUCAGAAAUGGCUGAAGAUGGCAGUGAUGAAACUAUGUUUAUUUGGUGUGAAGACUGUGGUCAGUACCAUGAUUCAGAAUGUCCAGAGCUGGGCCCAGUGGUGAUGGUAAAAGACUCUUUUGUAUUGAGCAGGGCAAGGUCAUCUCUUCCUUCCAACUUAGAGAUCAAACAAUUAGGAGAUGGAACUGAAGGAGUAUUUGCAAUAACCCAGUUGGUCAAACGAACACAAUUUGGUCCAUUUGAAUCCAGGAGAGUUGCCAAAUGGGAAAAGGAAUCUGCUUUCCCACUGAAGGUUUUCCAGAAGGAUGGACACUCAAUUUGUUUUGAUACAUCCAAUGAGGAUGACUGCAACUGGAUGAUGAUGGUGAGACCAGCAGUAGAAUAUGAACAUCAGAACUUGACUGCCUUUCAGCAUGACAAUGACAUUUACUUCACUACCUCCCGGGACAUUCCUCCAGGCACCGAGUUGCGAGUGUGGUAUGCAGCUUUUUAUGCCAAAAAAAUGGAGAAGCCAGUGCUGAAGCAGGUCUCCAAUAUUGUGCAUGAACAUGUAUUGAGUCAUCUGGAACAAAUCAAAGGUAUGCCUCCAACUGGCCAUAAUGAAAUAACUCCAGAUAAAGAAAUAGAGGUACUUCCUAAGGAUACACCUGUUGUUUGUGAAAGUGGCAGUGCCAACAGAGAACCAAAGAAAAAGCCCCGAAGAGGUAAAAAAUCCAAAACUUCAAAAGGUGAACAACCUCUUGUUAUCAUUGAAGAGAAGGAACCAGCAGUGGAUCAAGUGGCAGAAAUUAUAACAGAAAUCCCACCUGAUGAAGACCUUAACUCAACUACUGAUGAGCGAAUUAUGGAGCUUGUUUUGGGAAAGCUACCCAGUACUACAAAAGAUAUCAGUUCAGUUCCAAAGUUUACCCAUCAUCAGAAUACUAUAUCCCUCAAGAGGAGUUUAAUUCUUUCUAGCAGACAUGGUAUAAGAAGAAAGCUAAUCAAACAGCUUGGGGAGCACAAACGGGUCUAUCAGUGCAAUAUUUGUAGUAAAAUUUUUCAGAACAGUAGCAACCUCAGUAGACACAUCCGUUCACAUGGUGAUAAGCUGUUUAAAUGUGAAGAAUGUGCAAAAUUGUUUAGCCGAAAAGAAAGCCUAAAGCAGCAUGUUUCAUAUAAGCACAGCAGAAAUGAGAUUGAUAGUGAAUACAGAUAUAGGUGUGGAACUUGUGAGAAGUCCUUUCGAAUAGAGAGUGCACUGGAAUUUCACAACUGUAGAACGGAUGAGAAGACAUUCCAAUGUGAGAUGUGUUUCAGAUUCUUUUCUACCAAUAGUAACCUCUCCAAACAUAAGAAGAAGCAUGGUGAUAAGAAAUUUUCUUGUGAGGUAUGCAAUAAAAUGUUCUACCGGAAGGAUGUCAUGCUGGAUCACCAAAGGAGACACUUGGAAGGAGUCAGGCGUGUGAAGAGAGAAGAGUUUGAAACCAGUGGAGAGAGUGUGGUCCGAUAUAAGAAGGAGCCCUCAGGAUGCCCUGUAUGUGGAAAGGUAUUUUCAUGUAGAAGUAAUAUGAAUAAACAUCUCUUGACCCAUGGAGAUAAGAAGUAUACUUGUGAGAUCUGUGGACGCAAAUUCUUCCGGGUAGAUGUGCUUAGGGAUCAUAUUCAUGUUCAUUUUAAGGACAUUGCAUUAAUGGAUGACCACCAGAGGGAAGAAUUCAUUGGUAAAAUUGGUAUCUCAUCAGAAGAAAAUGACAACUCUGAUGAAAGCGCCGACUCAGAGCCUCACAAGUACAGCUGCAAACGGUGCCAGCUAACAUUUGGCAGAGGAAAAGAGUACCUCAAGCACAUCAUGGAGGUCCACAAGGAGAAAGGCUAUGGCUGCAGCAUCUGCAACAGACGAUUUGCCCUUAAAGCAACUUAUCACGCACACAUGGUUAUUCACCGUGAGAACCUGCCUGACCCCAACGUACAGAAGUACAUUCAUCCAUGUGAAAUUUGUGGAAGGAUCUUUAAUAGCAUAGGAAAUUUGGAACGACAUAAGCUCAUUCACACAGGUGUAAAAAGUCAUGCAUGUGAGCAAUGUGGUAAAUCCUUUGCCAGAAAAGAUAUGCUUAAAGAACACAUGAGAGUACAUGAUAACAUCAGGGAAUACUUAUGUGCAGAAUGUGGAAAAGGUAUGAAAACCAAACAUGCUCUUCGUCACCAUAUGAAACUCCAUAAAGGUAUCAAGGAAUAUGAAUGCAAGGAGUGCCAUAGGAAAUUUGCUCAAAAGGUCAACAUGUUGAAACACUACAAAAGACAUACAGGGAUCAAAGACUUCAUGUGUGAAUUGUGUGGAAAGACUUUUAGUGAGAGAAACACAAUGGAGACCCAUAAACUUAUUCACACAGUGGGAAAACAAUGGACCUGCUCAGUAUGUGACAAAAAGUAUGUCACAGAGUACAUGCUUCAAAAGCACAUUCAGCUAACUCAUGAUAAAGUAGAAGCUCAGAGUUGUCAGCUAUGUGGAACAAAAGUUUCAACCAGGGCUUCAAUGAGUCGGCACAUGAGGCGCAAGCACCCAGAGGUACUCUCAGUUAGGAUUGAUGAUUUGGAUCACCUACCAGAAACAACCACCAUUGAUGCCUCUUCAAUUGGCAUAGUUCAGCCUGAACUUGCUCUGGAGCAGGGAGAAUUACCAGAAGGGAAACAUAUAAAAGUUGCCAAACGAAGUCACAAACGAAAGCAAAAACCAGAUGAAGAGGAGGAAGCACUGGUAUCUGAGGAUCCCACAUUCACUGAAUACACAGAAAAAGAAGCUGAAUUCACAGGGAAUGUGGGAGAUGAAACAAAUUCUGCUGUACAAAGCAUUCAGCAGGUGGUGGUGACCCUGGGUGAUCCAAACGUCACAACGCCAUCUAGUUCAGUCGGUUUGACCAACAUUACUGUUACCCCCAUCACUACUGCAGCUGGAACCCAGUUUACAAACCUUCAGCCAGUGGCUGUUGGCCAUCUUACUACCCCAGAACGCCAGUUACAACUUGACAACUCCAUUCUAACAGUGACAUUUGACACUGUCAGUGGGUCCGCCAUGUUGCACAACCGCCAAAAUGACAUUCAGCUUCAUUCUCAACCAGAAGCCUCAAAUCCACAGUCUGUUGCCCAUUUUAUCAAUCUAACCACCCUUGUUAAUUCCAUUACUCCCCUGGGGAACCAACUAAGUGAACAGCAUCCUCUAACCUGGAGGGCAGUGCCUCAGACUGAUGUUCUACAGCCCCAGCAACAGCAAGUACAGCCACAGACAGGACAGUCCCAAGUUCAGACUGAGCAACAACAGCAAAUGUACAGUUAUUAAGUUAUAUUACAAGAACUCUUAUGAGAACUGUAAGGAAUAAAAAACAUUUUGAAAACUUUGAGAUUUGUUGUUAUAUACCAAACAAAGAGUAAAAAACCCCCAACUAUUUCAUUGAUCACAAUGUAAAUAAAACCCAAACUGCAAAACUGUCUCUAAUCCCCCAUUAUCUAAGUGUUAAAUUCUGUCAACCUAAACUCGAGAGGUGGCCAACUUUUUGUUAAGUUCAGAUCACAAUACAGUAUAUAAAGUAAGGAAGUUACAAAUACUAAAUAUGCUUUAAACCUUUCUAUUUAAAAAAAAAAGAAACGUUAUUAAUUUUCUUGGGAUGGAGAAUGGGAAACUCAAGUGUCAAGAGAAGUAAGGUACUCAGACUAAAUGGCAUUUUGUUUUCUUUUUCAAAGUUGCCAGCUAACAAAACACAUAGCUAAAAAAUAGAAAAGGGGAUUUAAAUGUGAUAGAAAUUUGCUUUGCAGUUAUAAAACAAUCGUUAUGCCAGUUUCCUUAAUUUGGAAGCCAAUUAAGUAAACAAAACAUAACAUUGUCCUCUUUGAAUUUUCACCUAACUGAAUUUCUUGCAACCAUGUAGUAAAACCAAAUGUGAAAUAACAUAUUUAAUGACUUUUUUAAGCAAUGUUUUAAGCUGAAAGGUUAUCAUAGUGAACAAAUCUAUAAUGUGAAUUUUCUAAUUUACACAUCAAGAUAUCUUCAGUAACUUGGCAUUUUUAUUCUUUUUCCUUCUCUUUUUAUUCCUGGAAAGACACUGUAUAUUCAAGAGUCUGCUCUGGUCAGUGUUGUUUUUUUUAACCUUAUUUUGCACUGAAUAAUUAUCCAUAGCCCCAUUUAACACAGCUAUUCAGAUAUUUGGGGACAUUUCUGUGAUAUAAAAAAAGCAAAUCAAAAAUGCUGUCAUUUCUAGUGUCUACUUUGGAAAAAACCUCAGGAUCCUUUAAUAUCUAAAAGUCUAUCAUAUUAAGACUAAUUUCAAUAGAAGGGAAGAACAGUUAAAAUAGUCACAUUUUUAUUUAUACUUUAAUUUGAAAGUUUAAAUUUUUGUUAGCAAUUUUAUCAAUAUAAAAUUUUGACAGAUAUAUUAUGGAAUUAAAAUAUAUUGGUGAAAUUCAGACAGUAUAAUUUAAUGAAAGGCAAAAGAGGCUAGCUUUAGUAAUGAUUAAAGUUUAUAAUGAAAAUAUAAUUGGGGACUUAAUCAGUGUGCUUAUUUGUUCUUUCUUGCAAUACCAUAUAUAUGUGUGUGUGUGUCUGUGUGUCUGUGUACAGACACACAUACGCAUACACCCCUUAUAUAUCUGUGUGUAGAUGUGUACAUAUGUAGACCUAUGUAUACAUAUAGACACAGAGAGACAUGAAAUAAUGACCAAGGUUCAUUUAUUGUCCCCCUUGUUAUCACAUCAACCUCUGUAGCAAAGAGCAAAAACUUCUGGGGUUUUGUUUGUUUCUUAGGGCAACAGAGUAUUGAGUGGCCAGUUUCCCAAAAUAAAUGUUAUAAGGAAAACAUGUUUUCAAAUUUAUCUCUUCUGAAAUUUCUAAGCUCUGUUGGGAAGAAAAUUUAACUUGUAUUGCCUGUAACUAUUGUUUUUGAUUUAGAUGUUUAAGAGGUCUACCUUGAACAAACAGACUUUAGGUGAUUAGUGAAAAAAUAAAGACCUGUGUUAAUGUUUGUCUGGUCAGUGAGGCUUACUGUAAAAAUGCCGGUUCGUUGGCAUUUAAAUUUAACCAAAAUUGUACAAGUUUUCAGACAAAAUAUGAUUUCUUUUGUGGAUUGUACUUUUUUCAUGAAAUGGGAAUGGUUUUCCAACACAGAAUCAAAAAGUUGAAAGAGACCUUCAAAGGUUAAUUCCAUUCCUACACUAUAAUACCACCAAAAUCUACAUCACUUAAAUUAGAUUUUAAUAAUGGAAGUCUGUUAGGAUAAUUCGAACAAAAUCAAGGAUAUCAUGACAAUAACCUAAAACUAUAUGGGAAGAUUCAUAUUUAAAACAAUAUUUUUUAGUAUUGUAGCCCACUGGUUUCCAAACUUAGGACUAUGAAGUCCAGGCUUCCCAGAAAAAAAAAAAAAAGGCAAUAGCUGACAAUUUUGCUUUUCAAACAAUUUUUUCAUGUGUGUAUGUAUGUGUAUAAGUGUACAAACAUACAUAUUUUAUAACAAAACCAUCCAGUACUGCAAGCACAGGAACUUUUCAUUAAAUUAGGACUUUUGUGCAGUGUUUUAUUAUUUCUUCUUUAAAAAUACAAGGGGAAAGCACCAGCCCUGGAUUAAAGUACCUGAGUUCAAAUCCGGACUCAGAAACUUGACACUUACUAGCUGUAUGACCCCGGGCAAGUCAC